UGCCGCUUGCGCCUCGCGCUGGAAUAGUGAUUUGUUUGCGGCGUUUCGUGCUUCGACACAACGGCAAAAGAAAAAAAAGAUUUGCUUAAUGGGCGUAAAUAGUUUAUAAAGCAGUUACCAUAAUUUUUCACGAUAAAUUAACACACUAUGGAAGUAAGCAGUGAACAACCCGCUCCAACUAUGGAGCCUGCCGCUAAUACAGAGCAGGAAGCCACCGAAGAACCUACAGAGGAAACAGAGGAGUACAAUUUCGAUGGUGACGACUACAGGCCUUUUAUUCCGCGAGGCCGAGGAGGUUUUAGGGGUCGGGGUCGGGGAGCAUUUGACUUUCCAAUGAGAGGUGGGCCCCCUAGAUUUAGAGGACGAGGAUUUGGCCCACGUGGGCCAAUGUUCAGAGGAGGAAACAAUGGGUUCCCUUUCGAAGGUCCACCGCGUCCCAAUUGUCCUCCAGGCCCUGGAGGACCACGUUUUCGUGGCCCGCCACCAUUCGAUCCAAGCUGGGGCCCUAUGGGACCCCCUAAUUUGAUGGGGCCUCCCAACAUGAUGGGACCACCUGGAAUGCCCCCUCCACACAUGAUGAACGGACCUCUUGGUGCUGGCCCGUAUGGUCCACCGCCUGGAAUGGGACCACCAAGCAUGAAUCAGGGAGCACAAGUCGCCGGUCAGCAGACUCAACAGCAGAUACAUCAAUCGCAAACAAACAUUCCAGGAUUAGACCUUAAUGGUGAGGUAUGGGUUGAGACGAAAACUGGGGACGGAAAGUCAUAUUUUUAUAAUAUAAGAACAAGGGAGACUACCUGGACCAAGCCUGAGGGACCAAAUGUUAAAGUUAUGGCACAAGAUCAGUUAGAGCAACUGGUACAUGGCGCUGCUAAACAAGGUACUGGAUCGACAACGCCAACAGGUACAAUACAGUCUCAACCGGCUGAAACACGAGUAACACAGUCUGGCGAACAAGUAACUGGCAGCUCAGAAACUCAGAGUCAAGCUGCUACCUCAACACCUUCUUCUGCAACUACCGCACCAGCCAGUGAACCAACCGACACAAGUGUACAGCCGGAAAUAAGUCAGACAAAUGCAUCACCAUCGGCUGUUAGUGCACUGGCGACUAACGGCACAGCAAACAUGAUGCAACCACCACCAAAUAUGUUGCCAAUGCAACACAGAAUGCCCACCAACCAGUUUGGAGGUCCUAUACCCACUCCGUUUGGAGCAGCACCUUUUGGCAUGCCUCCGCCAGGCUUCCAGGCGUUUGGAAAUUAUGGACCACCUCAAACAAAUUGGGGUAUGCCACAAAUGCCACAUGGAGUUAUGACUCCUCAGACUGGUGUUGAAGAUCCCGCCAUAUUGGCACAGAUAGACCCGGAGUUAGUGGCGUUAGCAUUAGUUUGGACUGAACAUCGUGCACCUGAUGGCCGGAUGUACUAUUAUAAUACAAAAGCAGGCGAAUCAGUUUGGGAAAAGCCGCAGCCAAUGAAAGAUUUUGAAAAUGCAAAACUUGCCAUACGACAAAAAGCAGAUGACAUAGUACCUGCUGGAACUCAAGACGUGCCGAUCAAACUUGAGAAACAAGAAGAGAGUAGCCCAGAGACCAAAGAAAAUUUCAAGGAAACUGAAAAUAACAAACAAAAGAAAGAUGAAGUUGUUCCCAAAGAAUCAGCUAAACCACAAGAUAAAUCAAGGCCGAUUUCUAGCACUCCCGUUCCUGGAACACCAUGGUGCGUUGUGUGGACUGGAGACGGUCGCGUAUUUUUCUAUAAUCCCUCUUCCCGAAUAUCAGUGUGGGAAAGGCCCGAGGAUCUAGUUGGACGGGCAGACGUUGAGAAACUGAUUGCCACUCCACCAGAUGCUGUUGCUACACCCAAAAAUCCACACCAAUCAGAUUCUUGCGAAAGCAGUGACGAGGAACAGCCAACACCAGCUAAAAAACCAAAACAAGAAGAAGUUGUUAAAGUCAUCCCUAAGGAGGAGGAGGAAAAGGAAGGAAAGAAAACUAUUGACAUAGGUAAGGAGGCUGCGAUUGAAGCAGAAGUGAGGGCUGCUAGAGAGAGAGCCAUUGUUCCUUUGGAUACAAGAAUCAAAUCAUUCAAAGAUAUGCUAGCAGAAAAAGAUGUAUCAGCAUUCAGUACGUGGGAGAAAGAGUUGCAUAAAAUAGUAUUCGACCCUCGCUAUUUGUUGUUGACAUCGAAGGAGAGGAAGCAAGUCUUUGAAAAAUAUGUAAAGGAGCGAGCUGAGGAGGAAAGACGAGAGAAGCGAAAUAAAAUGAAGGAAAGGAAGGAACAAUUUCAGAAGCUUCUCGAAGAAGCUACACUUCAUGGAAAAUCAUCGUUCAGUGAUUUUGCUCAAAAACAUGGCAAAGACGACCGUUUUAAAAACGUGGAGAAGAUGCGCGAGCGCGAGAGUCUGUUCAACGAAUAUCUACUGGAAGUGCGAAAGCGGGAGAAGGAGGAGAAAACGGCUAAACGAGAACAGGUGAAAAAGGAUUUUUUAACCAUGUUGCGAGAGCACAAGGACAUUGACAGACAUUCUCAUUGGAGUGAUUGCAAGAAGAAAUUAGAAUCUGAUUGGAGGUAUAGACUGGUGGAAUCUGCUACUGCUCGAGAGGACUGGUUUAGGGAUUAUAUCCGUAUACUGAAGGAGGAAAGAAAGAAAGAAAAGGAACGCGACAAGGAUCAUAAACACAGGGAGAAGGACCACCAUAAAUCUGAGAAGAAGGAUAAAGACAGGAAAGACAACGACAAGUACAAAGACAAGUCCAAGGAAAAGGUUGAUAAAGAAGUUACAAAGGAGAAAAAACAAAGAAGAACAGAACUUAAUCAUGAGGAGAAUGGUAAGGAAAAGCUCACCGUAGAGAAGGAAGCUGGGGAGGUUGAAGAGCCAGAAGAGAAGAAAUUGAAAAGAGAUAAUGACAUAAACAAUAUUUUACUGCAGAAAGAGGAAAAUAAUAUUGCUUCCGAUUCGGAAGAAGAUCGCGAGAAGCAGAAACGCGAACGAGAACGAAGGGCUGAGGCCAGUUUAAGGGAACGCGAACGGGAAGUACAACGUACUCUCGCUACUCACCUCCGUGAUCGGGAUAAGGAAAGGCAACAUCAUAGGCACGCGGAAGCUGUUCAGCACUUCAGUGCACUUCUUGCCGAUUUGGUUCGGAAUGGCGAUCUUGCUUGGCGCGAGGCCAAGCGACAAUUAAGGAAAGAUCAUAGAUGGGAUUUAGCGGAGAGUCUAGAAAGAGAAGAGAAGGAGCGGUUAUUCAAUGAACAUAUUGAACAGCUCGGUCGUAAAAAGCGCGAUAAAUUCAGGGAGCUACUAGACGAAGUUGGAGCAUCUACAGAGCUUACCACGUCCUGGAGAGAUAUUAAGAAAACUUUGAAAGAUGAUCCCAGAUAUGUCAAGUUUUCUUCUAGUGAUAGGAAAUGUGAAAAAGAAUUCAAAGAAUACAUCAAGGAUAAACUAGUUGCAGCCAAAGCUGAUUUUAGAGAACUUCUCCAGGAAACAAAACUGAUAACCGAUAAGACAUUCAAAAAAAUUCAAGAAAACAGCGCUUGCCUGACAGAAAUUGAAGAAAUUUUAAGAAAAGACAGAAGGUUCCUUGUGUUGGAAGCUGCAGCUGUGGAACGAACACGUUUGCUUAUGGGUUAUUUGGAGGAAUUGGCUCGCAGAGGUCCACCACCACCACCUACAGCCUCAGAACCUUCUCGCAGACCAACAACAAAUUAAUAUCAGCCACGUUGCAUCAUCGAACGAAUAAGUCUACUAUUACAUAGACAAGGCCAUUACAGUAGUUGGACCGAAUUUAUCAAUUUAUUUCCUAGACUAAUAUCGUAACACUGUAUACAUCUAGGGUAAAAUAAAAACGAAACAAGAAA
Neodiprion virginianus is the source of this 3863-nucleotide messenger RNA. RefSeq names its product transcription elongation regulator 1. The record is from RefSeq and is a predicted model, not a curated record. The transcript has 18 exons. Lineage: Eukaryota; Metazoa; Arthropoda; Insecta; Hymenoptera; Diprionidae. Gene Ontology annotation, molecular function: RNA polymerase binding; transcription coregulator activity. Gene Ontology annotation, cellular component: nucleus. The coding region runs from base 148 to 3714 and encodes 1188 amino acids.